Molecule: messenger RNA, 516 nt
Organism: Schizosaccharomyces octosporus yFS286
Lineage: Eukaryota; Fungi; Ascomycota; Schizosaccharomycetes; Schizosaccharomycetales; Schizosaccharomycetaceae
Product: F0-ATPase subunit K
Exons: 3
Coding region: 117-323 (68 amino acids)
Biological process (GO): proton motive force-driven ATP synthesis
Source: RefSeq, a predicted model, not a curated record
ACAUACUUCUUCAGCACUCUAUGCCAUCAACAAAGGCUUACUCUAGUCCUUCUAAAAUGUAUCUUUCUCCUCUCCCCUCUAUUCCCAGAUUUUAAAAUCUAACUAGUAAAGCUGCCAUGUCUGUCUAUACUAUUGCCGGUCGUCAAUUCCAAAGCUACCAGCUUAGUCUUACUGUCUUGGGAUCUGUCUUCGUGGGUCCCUGGGUUUAUAGCAAGCUCUUUAAGAGACAAAAGUCUUUGAAGGAAGGUGAAAUGCCUCCUUUGAACGCUUCCAACAAAGAGGAAGAAGCCUUUAUUUUGAAAUACAUUAAAGACCACAAGUAAUCUUAAACGUGAAGAGAAUUAUACUCCGCUAGUUGGAUACUUGUCUCUCUUUUCUUUAACAAUGACCUGCUUUCUUUGCCGUAAUUCCUUUCGUCUUCAAUAACAAAUUUGUCCAUUCUCAUUUGUUUUAUUACCAUAUAUUGAAUGCAUUGUAACCAAUUUAUCUGUAAGACUAUUAUGGUAGCCUUUUCAU